AUGGUGUAUUCAGCAAAACCAAAGAUACUGAACCCCACGGAAUUAAUUUUGUUAGAGGAAUCGUCGAAAACCGAAACUUUCCGAAAAUUGGAGCAACAGAGGAAAAUGAAAGCAAAACCUUAUAUGAUGUAUAAACCAUACCAGUUUUACCAUCAUUAUCAUUAUGGCUCAUUGAUUACGAUUCUCAGUAAUGGAGAAAUGUGUUUUUAUUAUGCAAUCACUAUAUCGCUUUUCUUGUUGGCUAGUUAUUAUGUCAUUUGGGUAUUGCCAAUUGCUGUACUAAGAUCUAGCGAAAAAAUAUACUACUAUUUAACUGGUCACAGAAUGAGUUUCAAUGUAUUGGGAUUAAUUAAUUCAGUAUUUGCAAAGAGUAAUAGAGGUAAUGGCACAAACCCGAUUUUGCUUUCAAUCUCGGAAAUACCGAAACGGAUAAACUGA
This is a messenger RNA of Lodderomyces oxycetoniae, 438 nucleotides long. RefSeq lists its product as uncharacterized. Lineage: Eukaryota; Fungi; Ascomycota; Pichiomycetes; Serinales; Debaryomycetaceae. The transcript has a single exon. Bases 1 to 438 code for a protein of 145 amino acids. The record is from RefSeq and is a predicted model, not a curated record.